Recurvomyces mirabilis is the source of this 921-nucleotide messenger RNA. RefSeq names its product farnesyl cysteine-carboxyl methyltransferase (gene STE14). Gene Ontology annotation, biological process: C-terminal protein methylation. Bases 1 to 921 code for a protein of 306 amino acids. Gene Ontology annotation, molecular function: protein C-terminal S-isoprenylcysteine carboxyl O-methyltransferase activity. The record is from RefSeq and is a predicted model, not a curated record. NCBI's taxonomy places the organism in Eukaryota, Fungi, Ascomycota, Dothideomycetes, Mycosphaerellales, Teratosphaeriaceae. The transcript has 2 exons. Gene Ontology annotation, cellular component: endoplasmic reticulum; membrane.
AUGGCUCGUCUGUCAACCUCAUCAACAAUCGCGGCAAGCGGCCACGCUACUGCAUCGGCAAGUACGGAAGGCACGCCCGCUACCCAAGCGCAAGAAGCUUCGACAACGCCUAUCAAACAUAAAGAUGAAGACGAUUACGAGGGUCCAACCUUCGACUGGGACCUCCUCAAGCGACGCUACUCAUCCAUGAUGGCGCCAGUCCCGUUCGAUGUCACUCUCCUACCAAAAGGAAGCCGCAGCUUGACGGCAAUCAGCUCUCAAGCAUUCGGCUGCGGAUUCAUGCUGGCGGCCAGUCUUCUGCUUAUCCACAAACUCGCACUGGAGAAGCACGAUACGAUCUGGAGACUACCCGCCUUCUUCAGUUGUCUGGCAUUCUUCCACUUCCUCGAGUUCUACAUUACAGCUCGCUACAACAUCCCCGCCACUCGAGCCAACAGUUUCCUUCUCAACAAUGGCGUGGCGUACAAUGUCGCCCACACAUGCGCCGCACUGGAGAUUAUCGCGUCUCGCUACUUUCUCCCAUCAUGGUAUGGCCAGCUCUUUGUCUGGACACCGUACACGAUCGUGCUUGCCAUGGGCAUGAUCGUCGUUGGGCAGAUUGUGAGGAGUGUGGCGAUGGCUCAAGCGGGCACCAACUUCAAUCAUACGCCAGUACAGAAACGAGAGGAAGGACAUGUACUUGUGACACAUGGCAUGUACAGGUUCAGCCGCCACCCUAGCUACUUUGGCUUCUUCUGGUGGACGCUGGGCACGCAAGUGCUGGUGGGAAAUAAAGUAUGCUUCUUGGGGUAUGCUUAUGUGUUGUGGACGUUCUUCAGUCGACGUAUCAGAGCCGAAGAACGAACACUCAUACAAUUCUUCGGUGAUGACUACAGGGCAUACAAGAAGCGGGUCGGCACCCUAAUACCCUUCGUCAAGUAG